Molecule: messenger RNA, 433 nt
Organism: Sinocyclocheilus rhinocerous
Lineage: Eukaryota; Metazoa; Chordata; Actinopteri; Cypriniformes; Cyprinidae
Product: phospholipid scramblase 2-like
Exons: 3
Biological process (GO): plasma membrane phospholipid scrambling
Cellular component (GO): plasma membrane
Molecular function (GO): phospholipid scramblase activity
Source: RefSeq, a predicted model, not a curated record
AUUGAUCAAUUGUUUGUCUACAAAGAACCUCAUCCGGACAAAUGUUUUGACGAAGUUUGCUGUGAAAUAAAGGCUGACAACAGCUAUAAGGUGAAGGAUGACGUCGGGAACGUUCUUUUUAGUAUUCUUGAGGACAUUGAUUAUUGUAGCAGGCAUCUCUAUCCAGGUCGUUCCUUCAUAAUGAAUGUUAUUAAUGAAUAUAAUAAAGAGGUCAUCAGACUGGUGCACCCGUUUGUUUGUUUGCAGCAGCAGCUGCAGAAGACACCAGGCUUUGUCAUCGGUCAUGUUCGACAAAACUGGCCUGUUUGCCUGCCUAAAUUCACAGUACAGAAUAAACAAGGUGAACCGGAAGUUAAGAUUGUGGGACCGUUUGUACCUCUUACCUGCUGCAUGGAUCAGAACUUUGAGGUGAUGCACAUGUACUCAGAUACAA